GAGACCCACAAGACAAAGAAGCCCAGAGUGGGUAGGCACAGGAGCAGAUGUACAGGGUGUGUCUGACUCACACUCAAGGUUGCAUAAGCAAGAUUUCAAAAUUAAUGCUACUCUGGAGAGCUUAACCUAGUGUACAACGAUCCUGGCUGGAAAAGAAGAACUAUAGCACUUUUUUUUUUUUUUCUUCAAAUCUUUACCAUUACUUGCCUUUGUAUCUCCGCCUUCUCUUUCUGCAGGAAACUUUAUUUCCUACUUCUGCACACCAAGUUUCUACCUCCAGAUUUGUUCGGUUCAGUUGCUGAGAAGCCUGACACAACAGUGCCACUUGGAAGAAGCCAUCCAUCGGACAGAGAAAAAUGGAUGGCAAUGUCACGUUUCCCCAGCUCAGCCACAACAUGCUGUUCACAUCUCAUUCUCCGCUUACAACGAGUAUCGAGGGGAAAGUUGGAGAAUCCACCACUAGUUAUGACUAUGAUUACAGUGAACCCUGCCAAAAGGUCGACGUGAAACAAAUUGCAGCCGGCCUCCUGCCCCCGCUCUACUCGCUGGUGUUCAUCUCUGGUUUUGUGGGCAACAUGCUGGUUGUCCUCAUCCUCAUAAACUGCAAAAAGCUGAAGAGCAUGACUGACAUCUACCUGCUCAACUUGGCCAUCUCUGACCUGCUUUUUCUUCUUACUUUCCCACUCUGGACUCAUUAUGUUAUAAAUGGGUGGGUCUUGGGAGAUGGGAUGUGUAAGUUAUUCACAGGACUGUAUCACGUUGGUUAUUUUGGCGGAAUCUUCUUCAUCAUCCUCCUGACAAUCGAUAGGUACCUGGCUAUCGUCCAUGCUGUGUUUGCUUUAAAAGCCAGGACGGUCACCUUUGGGGUGAUGACAAGUGGAGUCACUUGGGUGGUGGCUGUUUUUGCCUCUCUCCCAGGAAUCAUCUUUACCAAAUCCCAAAAAGAAGACUUCUUGGGAUCUGAUAAAGAUUCUGGUUACUCCUGUGGCCCUUAUUUUCCACCAAGAUGGAAGGAUUUCCAUACUAUAAUGAGGAGCAUCUUGGGGCUGGUCCUGCCACUACUGGUCAUGAUCAUCUGCUACUCAGGAAUCCUAAAAACCCUACUUCGGUGCCGCAACGAGAAGAAGAAGCACAAGGCCGUGAGGCUCAUUUUCGUGAUCAUGAUUGUUUAUUUUCUUUUCUGGGCUCCCUACAGCAUCGUCCUUAUCCUGAGCACCUUCCAGGAAUUCUUUGACCUAAGUAACUGUGAGAGCACUGGUCGGCUGGACCGAGCCAUGCAGGUGACGGAGACUCUUGGGAUGACGCACUGCUGCAUCAACCCCAUCAUCUACGCCUUCGUCGGCGAGAAGUUCAGAAGAUAUCUCUCCAUGUUUUUCCGAAAGCACAUUGCCAAACAUCUCUGCAAACAAUGCCCAGUUUUCUAUAGGGAGACAGCGGAUCGAGUGAGUUCAACAUACACCCCUUCCACUGGGGAGCAGGAAGUCUCGGCUGGUUUGUAAAUGAGCAGCAGUUUGCUUAUUUUUAAAGGGUGAUAACAAUCUACAUAUGAUCGUACACCUCAAGGUUUGUUGAAGAAAAGAGGCCUGUAAGUCUCGAAAGCAAGUGCCCAGGAACCUCAGGGCUGUGUGUACCAAGACAGACUUAUGUCACUCCUUGGAUAGCCAAGGUAUGCUCAGGGAACAUUCCAGAACAACUGUGGGUGGAGACGUUAACUCUCCUGCCCCUCAUCUCAAUUCCUGGAAAAUGCCUCAUCGCGUUGUGCUAAUGCUCUUUUUCCAGUCUUCUCCAUGUCUUCGUUCACUCUCUGAUUCUGUCAAUCUCUUGUAAUCAAUGGCCCAGCUGGAGGUGGGGAAGAGAGCAAGACAGGCAUGGGUGAACGAAAUGAGGGUGCAUGGGUUCAGGGCCGAGUGUAAGGAGGAGGGAGACCUGAGCACAGCUGAGCCUGGAUGAGGAUGAAGGUAAGGGGUUCCCUCAUCCAGCCAGGAAAUAAAUCUCCCACCCAUGUUUGACUUUGAAGGCUUCACCAGGUCAUGGAGAGCCUUGGAACUGCAAUAACUUUCUGCGAGCUUUGGUUGGGUCCAUGAUCCCCUUCUCCGUACAUGCAUGACACAUGUUUGCUUUAUUAUGGUUUAUCUACGACAACCAUGCACCCCACAUUUGAAGUCUAUUAAAUAUCAUGCCCUAUUUUUCACAAGCUUCUUAGGCCACAUUCCCCUAUAUAAAAAUUUGUAAAAAUUUUUGUUUAUAAAACAUGCAUCAUCUAUAA
Messenger RNA from Ceratotherium simum simum (southern white rhinoceros), 2266 nucleotides. It is a transcript of the gene CCR2, whose product is annotated as C-C motif chemokine receptor 2. Gene Ontology annotation, molecular function: C-C chemokine binding; C-C chemokine receptor activity. The record is from RefSeq and is a predicted model, not a curated record. Gene Ontology annotation, cellular component: external side of plasma membrane; cytoplasm; membrane. Lineage: Eukaryota; Metazoa; Chordata; Mammalia; Perissodactyla; Rhinocerotidae. Gene Ontology annotation, biological process: G protein-coupled receptor signaling pathway; cell chemotaxis; positive regulation of cytosolic calcium ion concentration.